This is a messenger RNA of Gamsiella multidivaricata, 791 nucleotides long. RefSeq lists its product as uncharacterized. The coding region runs from base 104 to 715 and encodes 203 amino acids. The record is from RefSeq and is a predicted model, not a curated record. The transcript has a single exon. NCBI's taxonomy places the organism in Eukaryota, Fungi, Mortierellomycota, Mortierellomycetes, Mortierellales, Mortierellaceae.
CCGGCGGAUAUUUAAUGGGCAAUUACUUCCCUCCUCAUCACACAAAUACUCACACGCUCACAUUCAUAAACACUCACCCAUCAAGCAGUUCAUCAUAUUCGCCAUGGAUCCUUAUACUGUGCGCUUUGACGGACGUCGUAGCCUCACAAUCAAUAUCCACGCUAACUAUGGUCCUUGUCCCAAACUUCCUCCUCGCUCGAUGGCGCCACCUCCACCUCGGAAAUACAAAAGCAGCAAUUUUUCUACGCUCACCAAGAAAGAACUUCGUCUGAUUAAUGGUCCCGUCAAGGACGUUCGUAUCCACACACUAGAUGAUGAAGAUGAAGGUGAAUAUGAUGACGAUGAUUGCUCAGAGUGCAAGAGUCAGAGUAUUGCCCCUUCCUCGCCUGGAGAAGGUCCCGAAGGCCAUCCUCCUUCGCGCUUUCGUGACGACAAAGUGGUGACUAAAUACUAUCGAGAGAAAUCGAGGAUAAAGAAAGACAUGAAUGCCAAGGGCUUAAUGCCAAAGGCGUCCACAGAACCCGAAGUCAACCCUCCCGCGACAGUCGAAGGCCAAUUUUGGUUUACUAAAUCCUUCCCUGACCAAAUGCUCGUCAAAUCCUCAAAUGACCUAGGAAAGGUCAACGACCAGCUCAGCGACUGGGUUGGGCAACGCCAGCCGCAGCGGUACAUCGACUCCGAGAUCAAGUUCUUCCGUCUAUCCGACAGGCCCUAGGGUCUGUACGCCAGGGACACGUUAGAUUAAGGGUAUAGAGGAUGUGGCUGAAGUAGCAGCCAAUCACAUACAGAAU